Bacidia gigantensis is the source of this 1005-nucleotide messenger RNA. RefSeq lists its product as uncharacterized. Bases 1 to 1005 code for a protein of 334 amino acids. Gene Ontology annotation, cellular component: cytoplasm. The transcript has 4 exons. Gene Ontology annotation, molecular function: glutathione transferase activity. The record is from RefSeq and is a predicted model, not a curated record. Lineage: Eukaryota; Fungi; Ascomycota; Lecanoromycetes; Lecanorales; Ramalinaceae.
AUGGCGUCUACCAAUGGCUCGAUUACCAACUGGGCCGAUAAGUCCGGCGAAUUCAAACGAGGAGCCUCCCAGUUCCGGAAUUGGAUAUCAAAGAAGCCCGGUUCGGAAUUUCCUCCUGAGAAGGGGCGAUAUCAUCUCUACGUCUCGUAUGCUUGCCCAUGGGCCCAUCGGACUUUGAUCGUGAGGAAGCUCAAGGGUCUUGAAGACAUGAUCUCCUAUACUUCCGUUCACUGGGAGAUGCUUGAGAAAGGAUGGCGGUUUGCAAGACAGGACGAACGUUUGCCCGGUGAGAAUGUCGGCCCAGAUCCGAUUCAUCCAGACUACACACACCUACGGCAGAUAUACUUCCAGGUCGACCCCGAAUACAAAGGCCGCUUUACAGUUCCCACUCUUUAUGAUGUGAAGCAGGGAAAGAUCGUCAGCAAUGAAUCAAGCGAGAUCAUCCGGAUGUUUUACCAUGAAUUUGACGACUUGCUGCCCGAGAAAUUUGCCAAGUUGGACCUCUUCCCUCCGCACCUACAGGCUGAUAUUGAAGGCACCAACGAUUGGACCUACAAUAACAUCAACAACGGUGUAUACAGGUCUGGCUUUGCGACCACUCAGCAAGCUUAUGAGCAGGCUGUGGCCCCCCUAUUCAGUUCGCUUGACCGAGCGGAGGAGCACUUGUCGAAAUGCGCAGCACCAUAUUACUACGGCGCAGAAGUGACCGAGGCUGACGUCCGCUUGUAUACGACCAUCAUCCGCUUCGAUCCGGUGUACGUACAGCACUUCAAGUGCAACAUCAGAGACAUCCGAUCUGGAUAUCCCAACCUCCACAAGUGGCUCCGGACACUGUAUUGGACUGUGCCGGCGGCAUUCCAGGAGACGACGCAGUUCGAGCACAUCAAGAAGCAUUACACCAAAAGUCAUAAGCAGAUCAACCCAUACUCCAUUACGCCUGUCGGACCGGUGCCCGACAUUCUACCUCUUGAGCAGGAGGUGCCAGCCGCGGCGGCGACGCUCUAA